AUGCGUUUCUUCAUCCCUCUCGCCCUCCUUGCCACCUCUGCGAUGGCCGCCGACAAGACUGCUGAAGACUACAUUCAGGAACUUAUUCCCGAAUGUGUGCAAAGCUGCUACACGGAUUUCUUCAAAUCUGCUACUGGAUGUGAUUCUCUCUCCGAUAACGACUGUGUUUGUGGAAGCAUCGACAAAUUGAUGUCAUUCAACGACGAAGAUGCCUUGAAGAAGGUCGAGUCGUGCGUCAAAGAGAAUGCUUCCAAGUGUAGCAAGGAAGACGGGGAGAAACUUGCAAACCUUCAGAGUAGCUUUACCGAAGCCGCAUCCAACUUUCAAUCUGCUUGCCCUGACACUGGUGCUGCUUCUGCCAUGUCUCCCUCCAACGUCCUCAUGGGUGUCGGUGCCGGCGCCAUGAUGUUUGUCGCUGCCAUCUAA
This is a messenger RNA of Aspergillus puulaauensis, 426 nucleotides long. RefSeq lists its product as uncharacterized. Lineage: Eukaryota; Fungi; Ascomycota; Eurotiomycetes; Eurotiales; Aspergillaceae. The record is from RefSeq and is a predicted model, not a curated record. Bases 1 to 426 code for a protein of 141 amino acids. The transcript has 2 exons.